Molecule: messenger RNA, 1729 nt
Organism: Drosophila obscura
Lineage: Eukaryota; Metazoa; Arthropoda; Insecta; Diptera; Drosophilidae
Gene: Debcl
Product: bcl-2-related ovarian killer protein homolog B
Exons: 3
Coding region: 600-1514 (304 amino acids)
Biological process (GO): regulation of apoptotic process; intrinsic apoptotic signaling pathway in response to DNA damage; extrinsic apoptotic signaling pathway in absence of ligand
Cellular component (GO): mitochondrial outer membrane
Molecular function (GO): protein heterodimerization activity; protein homodimerization activity
Source: RefSeq, a predicted model, not a curated record
GAUCGUUUUUCCAUUUUCUAAACAUUUUCGUUGAUUCUCGGUUAAAAGUUCAAAUUAAUGUGAGACAAGAAGCAAAGAGAAAAGAAAACAAAAGCAGAAAGAAACACGCGCACGCAUUGGAGCAACAGCAGAGCAAACAAAGUCAAACCAAAGACAGCUGAAAAUCGAUGGGGAUCGAAAUCGAACCCCACCAACAACAAGUUUUUUAGUUGUUUUCCCUCUGCGUGUCUCAUUCGUGUUUGCUGCUCUCCGCUUUGGGCUCCACUUUAUUGCCGACUUUUAUUUUGUUUCGUCGUUUUAUCAGAGCUCUCGAUCCCGACCACCUCCAAAAAAGUGCAAAACGAGAGCUGAGCUUGGGGGCUGCAUGCAAGGCGACUCGACAGACGUCUACUCGUAGAAUCUACAAUUUCAAAAUUACACAACUUACAUGAAGGAGAAGCAGCGACAAAAGGAGAGGCAUAAACUGGCACUGCAGCAGCAGCAGCAGUAGCAACAGCAGCGGAAGCAGAAGCAGCAUCAACUGCAACAAUAGCCCGAAGUCUAGUCGCUCCAAGUGUCGCAUUGUCGAGAGGCAGCCAAGCAUCGCCCGCAUGCACUAGAUGCCAUCGACCAUGGCCCCCACGACCAGUCCGAGCUCAGCCGCCCCGAAGCUGGCCAAGUUCAAGUCCUCCUCGCUGGACCAUGAGAUCUACACGGCGAAUCGACGCGGCACCAUUGCCACGGCGGCCAGUGACUGGAAGGCUCUUCGCAGCAGCCCCACCAACGGGAGAUCUCUACAUGCCGGGGCCGGGCACGGUCUCGGCCCCGGACUAGGCCUCUCCUCGAUGACCCGGGCCGCCUCCACAUCAUCACUAGCCAGCAGCACACGCACCAUGACCAACUUUCAGGAGUACAAAAUGGAAAUUAUUAAUCAGGGCAAGUGCCUCUGUGGGCAGUAUAUCAGAGCGCGGCUACGGCGGGCUGGAGUUCUCAAUCGGAAGGUGAUACAAAGACUGCGAAACAUACUGGAGCCCUCUUCCCAUGUGGUCUACGAAGUGUUUCCGGCCCUCAAUAGCAUGGGCGAGGAACUGGAGCGCAUGCACCCGCGUGUCUAUACAAACAUAUCCAGGCAGCUGUCGAGAGCUCCGUUUGGCGAGCUGGAGGACGGUGAUAUGGCGCCUAUGCUGCUUAAUUUGGUGGCCAAGGAUCUCUUCCGGUCGAGCAUUACCUGGGGCAAGAUCAUCUCAAUAUUUUCGGUCUGUGGCGGCUUUGCCAUCGACUGUGUGCGCCAGGGCCACUACGACUACUUGCAAUGCCUGGUGGAUGGCCUGGCCGAGAUCAUUGAGGACGAUCUGGUGUACUGGCUGAUAGACAAUGGCGGUUGGCUCGGACUGCAGCAGCACAUACGUCCUCGCGUCGGUGAAUUUACAUUUCUGGGCUGGCUGACACUGUUUGUGACCAUUUCGGCUGGAGCCUAUAUGGUAUCGAAUGUAUGCAAACGCAUUGGCUGUCAAUUGUAUUCGUUGUUGUUUUAGUUUCGGGACGAUUCGUUUUAGACAUUAUCAUACUCGUAAUCGUAACAUUUAGUCAUUGAGACUUUCCAAUCAUUCCUGCUUCUAUGGCAUACAGAGUCGUAUAAUAGGUUGUAAGCAAUUUUGUUUUAUGUAUAAUAUUCAUAUUAAUAAUUGUUAUAUUGUUUUCUUCUUUUUGUACAUAGUGCCAGGCGCAAUAAAGCGCAUUUUAAAGGUGA